AUCAAUCAAAUGACUGUCAGCAAUGGGCCCUCCCCCUCCACCCUACAAAUCAGCUGAUCAAGCCAAAUAUUUUGAUUUUCAUUUCCUUUUUAUUUUCGCAAUAUUUUCCGCAAUGUUACAAUGUUUAACGGUAUAAAAGACAAACUGCUUAACGUAACUAAGACAGUCAGCUUAUUCGCAACAGAAGACAGUGGUAGUAAAGCGAAAGGUGUGAAGCCAUUCAACCCGAGGGCAGGCUCAGGCAUUUUGCACCAUUUCCAAAACACUUGGCAGGAAAUCCACGAUUUAAACGAGGAAAAUGCUUUGGGGGCCCGCCGGGCGGCCCAACAGAUCGAAAUUAUAUCGAAGAAAAUCGUAUCGAGCAAAACAAACAUGAAGCUGAUAUCCCACAUAUUUACCAGUUCGAAUUUCGAGAGCAACAUCGCCCAGUGCCUUAACACAUUGAAAGAUAUGUACAGUGUAUGCGAGGAAGUCGAGAAGAAACUGUUGGACUUUGAAGUACUAUUAGAGGAUAUUGAGUUUGAUAAGAUGGUGAGGCAGCACAGGUUGCAUUUGGAGAACUAUCGAGUUCGAAAGGAGGAGUCCUUAAGGAAGCUGACUCAGGAAUUGGACGAGGAAUAUCAGAGGAAGCUUGAGGAGUUUGAGAGUAGCAAGAAGAGCAUUUUAGAGGAAAGACAAAAGGUGUUUCAGGAAGCUUUUAAAAAUGACCUGGAAGUUUAUAGGAGUUUGGGAACUAUUCCUAAAGUGGAACUGCCUAAAAAUCAAAAUGGGGCCAUCCUAGAAGAAAUACAGUUGGACCUUGAUCAAAGCGAGCUGGAGCAGUUCUUUAACGAUCACAACGGUGACAAUUCAAAAGGAGAAUCUGCAUGAUAUUUUUAUAUUUACAAAGUUUUAUAUUUUAUAUAUAUACAAAUUUGGAUUUAGUGCAAUAUUGUAUUAAGUGUCUGGGGUCUUGGAGCUGAGUAAUAUAUAUUUAUUUUUUAAUUCA
Molecule: messenger RNA, 988 nt
Organism: Anthonomus grandis grandis
Lineage: Eukaryota; Metazoa; Arthropoda; Insecta; Coleoptera; Curculionidae
Gene: Dysb
Product: dysbindin protein homolog
Exons: 2
Coding region: 121-870 (249 amino acids)
Biological process (GO): negative regulation of protein kinase activity
Cellular component (GO): cytoplasm
Source: RefSeq, a predicted model, not a curated record